This is a messenger RNA of Anisakis simplex (herring worm), 846 nucleotides long. NCBI's taxonomy places the organism in Eukaryota, Metazoa, Nematoda, Chromadorea, Rhabditida, Anisakidae. The record is from the annotation of a GenBank genome assembly.
AUGGCACAACAGCAAAACGAUGAAGUGAAUGCCGGUCAAGAACACCUGCUGGAGUUGAAGAUGGAGAACGCGCGUGACUUGCAUCCUAUCAUAAAGGCGCUUAUGUUUCGUGAGAAUGGAACAAUCGACGUGACAAGCUCCGGUUUGCGUGUUAUCGUUGACGACCAGAACUGUUUACAGGCAAUUGCUUACAUCAAAUCUGAACUGUUCAGCAGUUUCAUCUUACGUGAGCCAAGUCUCACGUUUCGAAUUCCGAUCGGCAUAUUAGGGGAAGCGUUAAGCGUGUUCGGAGCCGGUGUCAGUACUGCUCUAAAAAUGACUUACAAUGGGUAUGGAGAGCCGUUGAAAGUAAUGUUGGAAAAGGAUGGUAUUGUUGUGAGAUGUGUUAUACGAACACAAAAUCCAGAUGCGAUAUUGGAUUUUGAUUUUGAUUCGUCACGAAUUCCAACGAAAAUAAUCAUGAAACCACAGAAGCUGAAAGAAACAUUUCACGAAUUCGAUCCAACCAGUUCAACCGUGGCAAUUAAAGUGAAUCGACGGCUGCUGUGCCUUUCGACUGAAGGUGAUCUGGGCAAAAUUAAGACUGAGUUUCCGCAGCAUUCCGAACAGAUUGAAAGGCUCGAAUGUGCAGAGGAAGUUGAAUAUAGUUAUCGUUUGACUUUAAUUAAACGAAUGACUCAAUCUUUGAAUAUUUGUCAUAAGGUGUCGAUCCGUAUCGAUAACCGUGGUAUUUUUUCAAUACAAUUUAUGAUCGAACAGCCUGACAAUAAUCACGUUUUCAUUGAAUUUUUCUGUGUACCCGAUGCGGAUGAAAACGAUGAUACAGUAUUGAAUGAGAGUGCUUGA